This is a messenger RNA of Talaromyces atroroseus, 426 nucleotides long. RefSeq lists its product as hypothetical. Gene Ontology annotation, biological process: translation. The record is from RefSeq and is a predicted model, not a curated record. Gene Ontology annotation, molecular function: large ribosomal subunit rRNA binding; structural constituent of ribosome. Gene Ontology annotation, cellular component: mitochondrial large ribosomal subunit; ribosome. Lineage: Eukaryota; Fungi; Ascomycota; Eurotiomycetes; Eurotiales; Trichocomaceae. The transcript is spliced from 4 exons. The coding region runs from base 1 to 426 and encodes 141 amino acids.
AUGAUUCAACUCAAGACGAUGCUGAAUUGCAUCGACAACUCAGGAGCCGCCGUUGUUGAAUGCGUUAACGUUUUGAAGAAGAAAAGCCCUGCAACCGUCGAGAGCUCAUGGCUUUUCGCUUUUUACCCAGGUGAUCGCAUUGUCGUCGUUGUCCAGAAGCAGCGCAAUUUCGGCCCCGAAAACUCCACAAACAGCGGCAUUGCCAACAAAGUCCGCCGCGGCGACAUUCGUCAUGCAGUUGUCGUUCGGGCUCGUAAGGAAAUUCAACGGCCGGAUGGAAGUCUUGUGAAGUUUGAUGACAAUGCGUGUGUUCUGGUCAACAAAUCCGGCGAUCCUAUCGGCACUCGAUUGAAUGGUAUUGUCGGAGCAGAAUUACGGGGAAAGCAAUGGUCAAAGAUUCUAUCGCUGGCGCCAAUGCAUUUGUAA